UAAAAAGCACCGCAUCCACCGUCGGUAGCUACGGGACUUUACAUAACACCCCGCUUCACUCUACGAUUUACCUCCAACUACGCAAUGGCACUCGACCGUCUCAAGCAAGCAGCUUUCCACCUGGCUGGUCAUGGAGAGCUCCCACACCCGUUUGACCCGCUUUCCGAGUCGGAGAUUGAACAGGCGGUUGCGAUUGUUCGCAAACAGAACAACAACGUCUUCUUCAACACAGUCACGUUGUGGGAACCGCGUAAGGUGGAGAUGAUGCAAUGGAUGAAGGAUGUCGAGCAUACGCCUCGACCACAUCGAGUUGCUGAUGUAGUAUGCAUUGGCAGAGGAAGCAAAGUUUAUGAUGCGACCGUAGACUUGAAUGAGGAGAAGAUUGUCAGUUGGGAACAAAUGGACGGGGUACAGCCUCUGAUUACUAUGGAAGAUCUGCAAAUUGUUGAGAGCAUUGUGCGAAAAGAUCCGAAGGUCAUCGAACAAUGCGGUAUCAUCGGUAUUCCGCCAGAAGAUAUGCACAAGGUGUACUGCGAUCCUUGGACGAUCGGUUACGACGAGCGAUUCGGUAACAAUGUCCGCCUACAGCAAGCCCUCAUGUACUAUCGCCCACAUGUCGAUGAUAGCCAAUACACCUAUCCACUUGAUUUCUGUCCGAUUUACAACUCCGACACGCAGGAAAUCGUUCACAUUGACGUACCUCCCGUCAGAAGACCACUCAAUACCGCAUCACCCAACAAUUACCAUGCGGCCGCAAUCGAGAAGGAGGGCGGGUUUCGCACCGAUUUGAAGCCAAUCAACAUCACGCAACCCGAAGGAGUCUCAUUCUCUGUGGAUGGCAGAUACAUCAGUUGGGCCAACUGGAAAUUCCAUGUCGGCUUCAAUUACCGCGAAGGCAUGGUUCUCUCCAACAUCACUUUCAAUGAUAAAGGCACCAUCCGAGACACCUUCUGGCGACUUUCACUUGCGGAGAUGGUCGUGCCGUACGGAAACCCUGAACACCCUCAUCAACGCAAGCACGCCUUUGACUUGGGUGAAUACGGUGGCGGGUACAUGACUAAUUCGCUAAGCCUGGGAUGUGAUUGUAAAGGUGCGAUUCAUUACAUGGACGCUGCCUUUGUUAAUCGAGCUGGUGCUGCGACAACGAUCAAGAACGCCAUCUGCAUCCACGAAGAAGACGCAGGUAUUCUCUUCAAGCACACCGACUUUCGUGAUGACAGCGUAACUGUAACACGUGCUCGCAAACUCAUCGUCUCACACGUCUUCACAGCUGCCAACUACGAGUACUGCGUGUACUGGAUUUUCCACCUCGACGGCACGAUUCAACUCGAGAUCAAGCUGACAGGCAUCCUAAACACAUACGCCAUGAAUCCCGGCGAGGAUCUGAACGGCUGGGGCACUGAGGUCUAUCCCGGCGUGAACGCACACAACCACCAGCAUCUAUUUUGCUUGCGCGUGGACCCCAAUAUUGACGGACCAGACAACACCGUCUUCAUGGUCGAUGCCACGCGCGGCGACGGGGAAGUUGGCAGUGCAGAGAACAAGUACGGGAACGCAUUCUAUGCCAAGAAAACGAAGCUCAGCAACCCUGAGCAGGCGGCGACCGACUACGAUGGGGCCACGAGCAGGACAUGGGAAAUGUGCAAUGAGGGAAAACUGAACCCGUACAGCAAGAAGCCAGUUAGUUACAAGUUAGUGAGUCGGGAGGUCCCCGAGCUGUUGCCAAAGCCGGGCGGAUUAGUGUGGAAGAGGGCUGGAUUCGCGAGACAUGCUGUGCAUGUCACAAAGUACGACGACGCGCAAAUUCAUCCAGCCGGUCGUCAUGUCCCACAAACCUCUGGCGACCCUUCACAAGGCCUCCCCGCCUGGAUUGCUUCGAAUCCCACUGCCAACCUCGAAAACACCGAUGUUGUUCUCUGGCACACGUUUGGUAUUACCCACUUCCCAUCUCCCGAGGACUUCCCAAUCAUGCCUGCCGAGCCGAUGACACUGCUUCUGAGGCCGAGGAAUUUCUUUACGAGAAACCCGUGUCUCGAUAUCCCUCCGAGUUACUGUAGUGUGCCUAGUGGUGUGAAGCAGGGCAGCACACUGGUGGACAAGAUUAGCAAAUUGGCGUUUGGGGACAAGGCACAAGCAAAGACCGAGGAUACGUGCUGCAAGUGAACUUGUUCGCCUAUGGUGCAUAGAUCGAGUAGUGUUCAUGUAGAGCGUUCAUUUGAAACAAGCUCUACCGUCAUAUAUGGUGAAUC
This is a messenger RNA of Dothidotthia symphoricarpi CBS 119687, 2249 nucleotides long. RefSeq lists its product as uncharacterized. Lineage: Eukaryota; Fungi; Ascomycota; Dothideomycetes; Pleosporales; Dothidotthiaceae. Gene Ontology annotation, molecular function: primary methylamine oxidase activity; copper ion binding; quinone binding. Gene Ontology annotation, biological process: amine metabolic process. The record is from RefSeq and is a predicted model, not a curated record. The transcript is spliced from 5 exons. The coding region runs from base 85 to 2163 and encodes 692 amino acids.